AUGGCUGACACUAUACUUCGCUCACACCGUGACGCGGGACGACCUCAACAUCCGCAUUACUGGAAUGCGCAGAAACUACCUUUGCGUGUCAUCUCCUGGGAUAAUGAAGACGCUCUCGCCGCCACGGACUUCAACGAGAGUACUUCAUUUCACAUGCCGGACACCGAGAUAUCAAAGACCAUACACGAGAGCGAGAUACUCAACAUGCUCUUGGCCAAGGCGUUUGAGGAUCACUAUGGCAAGAGUAGGGAUGAGGAGAAAAAUGCUGUUGCCAAAUUCCUUAUGGGCAUGUACGUAUUCGACGCCACUUGCAAAGGAGCACAGAUCUCGCCUGAAGAAACUUCGAAGCGCCUAUCGACUGACGAUUCGGAGGUCACGAUGAAGCAAGAAGAAGUCCACACUGUUCUCAUACGCCGGCCGCGUCACUAA
Molecule: messenger RNA, 429 nt
Organism: Didymella exigua CBS 183.55
Lineage: Eukaryota; Fungi; Ascomycota; Dothideomycetes; Pleosporales; Didymellaceae
Exons: 1
Coding region: 1-429 (142 amino acids)
Source: RefSeq, a predicted model, not a curated record